AUGUUGGAGACUGAGUCUAUGAACAAUUACGCCUACACGGAGGCUCCCGGUGUUAACUUUUUCGACACUGAGAACCUCAAGUGUUUGAAGGCCCCUUUGACUUCCCCCGCCUUUAACAACUUUUCCAGUCAUAUGGAAACUGGCGCCGCACGUCUUGAGGAGACUUUGGAGCUGCUGAACUUGCGUUACCAGACUCUUUUUUUUCUUGCCUCGGCUGCCCUUGUGACCAGCUCCGUCUUCUCAGUCACCAAGACUCUCGGACUUUCCACCUUACCUGGACUGCUUCUUUCAACGUUCUUACUCACCAAUGCUCUGCUCGUCAUGGUUUUGGACAUUCCCGGCACUCCGAGGUGGGCCGGCAAGUACCGCAGACACAUUAGGAAGAACAUGAGAUUUUUGACUAGGCUGACUGGCAAGUCUUUGUGGCUGGCCGUUUUGGGUGCCGCCAAUAUGGUCACUCUCAAGUCCAACAAGAAAGUUGGCGCUCUUCGCUUCUUGUUCGGCACCCUGACUUCGCUUUUCGUUUUCGGGGUGGCCGCGACUGGAUUCGCAAUUGCUGUAAGGAAGAGUUUCAGGUUAGAGAAGGCCAAGACCGUUGUUAAGGAGGCAUCCAAGGGUGCCUACAUUGAUGUUUUCAGAAAAUAUGCUUUGGCAGACCCAGAACAUGGAAUGCAAUUUGAGGAAUUUAAUAGGCUCUGCUCAGACUACACUUCUGGCAGGCUACAGUUUGACAUUGUUGACCUUUACAUUAUUUUCAACGUUCUUGACGAACAUCAGAAGUGUGCCGUCAACGAGCGUGAGUUCUACGAAUGGCUUGCAGGCUCCCUUGUAUUUCUUUGA
Molecule: messenger RNA, 840 nt
Organism: Theileria orientalis strain Shintoku
Lineage: Eukaryota; Apicomplexa; Aconoidasida; Piroplasmida; Theileriidae
Exons: 4
Coding region: 1-840 (279 amino acids)
Source: RefSeq, a predicted model, not a curated record